AUGUUAUUGCUGGGCGUAUUUCUGAUUCUUGUUCCAGCACUGAGUUUCGGGAAUUAUGGUUGGGGUAGAUAUUCUUAUGGUGCUUCUUAUGGAGGUUAUGGGUAUGGUUAUGGGAACCAGCCAUAUUCCGGCUCUUAUUUCCAGCCUCAACCUUAUGAUUUCACUUCAAAUAUGGGUGGCUUUUCACAUGGUUUCCGUAAUUUCCUCUACCCUAUCUACUACUAUCUUCCCAGUAAGUUGUUGAAAAGUGGUGCAUAUGGAGCGUUGAAAGGUGCAGGCACUGGUGCUGCAAUCGGUGGUAUCAUGGGACUAAUUGGAUGA
Messenger RNA from Loa loa (African eye worm), 321 nucleotides. RefSeq lists its product as hypothetical. Lineage: Eukaryota; Metazoa; Nematoda; Chromadorea; Rhabditida; Onchocercidae. The record is from RefSeq and is a predicted model, not a curated record. The transcript is spliced from 2 exons. Bases 1 to 321 code for a protein of 106 amino acids.